Molecule: messenger RNA, 723 nt
Organism: Theileria parva strain Muguga
Lineage: Eukaryota; Apicomplexa; Aconoidasida; Piroplasmida; Theileriidae
Product: Cyclin domain protein
Exons: 6
Coding region: 1-723 (240 amino acids)
Biological process (GO): regulation of transcription by RNA polymerase II
Cellular component (GO): nucleus
Molecular function (GO): cyclin-dependent protein serine/threonine kinase regulator activity
Source: RefSeq, a predicted model, not a curated record
AUGAAGAAUAAAAAUGAAAUUGAUAUAAAAUCGCAUCAAAUGCUUUUAGCCUUUGGAUCUGAACUCAUUCAAAAGGCUGGGAUUCUACUACAACUCCACGCAGUUACUAUCGCAUCUGGACAGUCAAUUCUCCAUAAAUUUUACGCAUACCAUAGCCUUAAAGAUUUUAAUAUAAGAGAUACAUCAGCUUCUUGUUGUUUUUUAGCCUGUAAAUUGGAAGAAAAUCAUAGGAAGUUGGAACAGGUCGCUAAAAUUUUCGAAUUUUUAAAAUAUUACGAAGAUGAAAAUAAAUGUUAUAAAUACUCACCAGAAAAUGAAAAUAUGUUGAAGAAGAAAAUUUUGGAAAUAGAGAAGGAAAUACUUAUAGGAUUUGCAUUCAGACUUGAUAAAAUCAUUGUUUCACCUCAUAGAUAUAUCCUACAGUAUACAUUUGCUCUUUUUCAUAAUUUGGAAAAGUACAGCUCCCACACAGUGGAUAAACUUGCUCAAAGAGCUUGGGGAUACUUAAAUGACAGUAUGAGAACUUCUCUCUGUUGUAUGAUUAAACCUAGUUCCAUAUCAGUUGGUUGUAUAUACCUUGCAGCAACUUCACUAGGAAUACCUCUCAAAAAGGAGACGAUGUGGUUUAAGGUAUUUGACACUACUUGGGACGAAAUUGUUACUGUUUGCAAGGCUAUGGACUCUUUAUACGCACUGGGAAAACCUAAAUAUUUAAACCUAUAA